This is a messenger RNA of Eremomyces bilateralis CBS 781.70, 2160 nucleotides long. RefSeq lists its product as uncharacterized. The transcript has 4 exons. NCBI's taxonomy places the organism in Eukaryota, Fungi, Ascomycota, Dothideomycetes, Eremomycetales, Eremomycetaceae. Bases 324 to 2144 code for a protein of 606 amino acids. The record is from RefSeq and is a predicted model, not a curated record.
CUUAGUUCCUCCGCAAAAGUCUCCGUUACACUGAUAGUAUUUCUUUUCACGGAGAGUUUGGUGUAACUAGGACUGUAGAUAAGUUGGCCAGACACGAGAUAGCGCGACGCCACCACCACCACCACCACCACCACCACAACAACAACAGAAAGACAUGUACCCCUGAAUUCUCCUGCUCAGCUCGUAGGCACUGACCCUCUCGAAUGCAGUUCCUUCUCAACUCUCUCUGGAUGAGAUGCGGUCAACAAUUAUAUUAACCUAGAAUGUAAAUGAUACUGGGUUAUCAUCUGUAUCCGUACACCAUUGGAUCACACGAAGGCAGAAUGUCUCAAAACACUAUAGCCGACAUCAUCACGUACGUUGGUGUUCCCCUUGCGGUACUCGGGGUUCUUCCGACCCUCUACACAUGCAUUAAAUCCCUCCUUAGUCUGCGGAAGAUCCGAAAACAAUUGGAUCGCAAUGGCGUGUCUGCCAUUACGAGGAGUAGCCUGCUCUCGGGCAUCGUGGAAGUGGAGAUUCAACGGCAUAGUAUUACCCCGUUGGAGAGGGCUGACCCUCAAUACUUUGACCCCAACCAGCACCCUUCGUCUUUGGAUGGAGGUUCAUGGACGUUAUUCAAUUGGAGGACGAUGCCAAUUGGCAUGAAGCAAUACAGAUUCCAGUAUCACGAUGAACUCAAACAACCACAGGCAGAAGUGCAAUUCGAAGCACUUAUUGCCUUCCUGCUCGACCAUGGAGCUGUCCCCAGCGUUGCAGGAUUCAACGAUUUGAGGUCAUCCGGCCUGUGGACGCCAGUCGGGACAUCACUGCUCUCAGCGCCUCAUUCGACAGACCCCGUGCUGCAAGUAGCAAAAUCAGACGACUCAGACGGGAUCUUGUCACUUUCGCUCAGGUGGAAUCCUCGAUGGAACAGCAGAGACGCUGACUCUAUCCCGCCUUAUUGGAUUCGUAUUAAAUCUCCCGCAGCACCUUCAAAAAUAGCGAUGAACACCAAAGACGACCAAAAGCAGGCUGAUGUGACUGCUCACGAAAUUGGUAUAGAAGUGCUGCCAGAUGAUGAUGUGAACUAUCCCACCCUGCCAAGUUUCAUAGGGAGGAAUGACACAACUGCGACAGAUAAAACUAUCACCGAAAUCGAGCCUUGUCCUCCGCCUAAUAUCAAGCAGUUAUCGAGCUCAAGUACCACCACAACUCGUUCAUCUCGCCAGAACGCCUAUAGGCUUCGUGUUGGACCUGGAGGGGUUCAAGCUGCCUAUCGCGAAUCCGACCCCGACACCCCUCUUCGCCUUCACCGUUUUCAUGAAACCCAUCGCAACAGUGCCAUUGCCCCGAACAUUUCCGAUGGUGCCAAUCUCUGGUUCUGCUGCGCCAUCACAGCUCUCGCGGCACCUCGCGGAGGCUUGUGGUCCUUUGUCAUCCCUGCAGACAUCCUCGCGCUCUCUCACCGUGAAUCCGUCCCAUGCGGUGUCAUGGUACUACUAGACAUCCUAUCCGAAGACUCGGUUCCCAAAUGGCGCUCCGUGACCGCUGCAGAGGAGGCGGAAGCGGAACGGGACGAGCGGCACCGCGAGUUGGUGGAACAAGGGAGACGGCAGCUGGAGAUUUCCAAAUUGCCAUUUGCGCAGCAGCAGGCAGAGCGACUGAAGGAGAUGGAGAAGCAAUCCUGGAGGUUUCAUGAAAAAUCGAGAGAUAAAAAUUCCAGACAAAUGAAGAGGAAAGUGAAGGAGGUGGAAGAGGCCGUGGGAAGUUGGCGGGUAGGGGUUGGCGUUGUGGUGGAAGGCUGCAGGAAAUGGUUGGUGAAAAGCAUGAAUUUGGAAGACGAGACUUCAGUGGCCGAGGUGGUAGAAACGUGGUUACUGGACAUGGUGGAGAGUGAAGGGUCGGAUGAUGCUGAAACCAACGACAACGGGAUGAAGGUCAGGCCAGACAAAGUAGCAGAAAUGUUGGAAGAAUGGAAGGGGUGGGCCGAGGGGGGAGGCAUGUUGAUACCUCAUUAUGAGAAGGCGAAGGAAGAACAAUGGGCUUUCUGCGUGUCUGCAUGUGUGCUAUUCCUGAUCAAGGAGAUGGCUGGUAUGACAGAGGGCAACGUGGUGUCAGACCUGCAAGAAUGCUUGCGCUUAUGGAAAAAAGUGCGGUUAGGAUAAUGGCUUAGUGUUGCCA